AAUGUUACUUUAUUAUCAGAUCCAGAUGUAGUUUUCAUUAGAUCGUAAAAAUAACAUGGCACAAAUCGAACUUUUGUUCUUCUGUACAUCCAAGGAAGUUUCGUAGCAAAUGAAGAAAAUCAACAUAUUCCAACCGUCAGGAAUGACCGAAGCUUGUGGUCAUGCGGCCCAUUAACACUAAUUCUUUUGAAUCACCAUAAUUCCUGCCAUAUAUAACUAUUAUCCAAUUCCAUUAUUCCAAACAUUCCUUUUUGCCGGAAGUCGAUUCAAAAUAAUGGAAGCAUCCCAAGAAGGGAAGAAGAGAGGGAACAAUAAUGGGGAGGUUCGAUACAGGGGAACUCGCAGGAGGCCAUGGGGGAAGUUCGCGGCGGAGAUACGUGAUCCAACGAGGAAUGGAGCACGGCUGUGGCUGGGAACUUUUGAGACUGCUGAAGAGGCGGCAAGGGCAUAUGAUAGGGCUGCUUUUGCUUUUCGGGGUCACACAGCUAUACUCAACUUCCCGAAUGAGUACCAAUAUCAGAACCCAAGUUUUCUACCAUCUUCAGUUUCUUCAUCUACUUACUCAGCUGGCAGAGGGAAUCCCCAAAGAGGCGGAGCAAAUGAAGUCAUUGAGUUUGAGUACCUGGAUGACAAGUUGUUGGAGGAUCUUCUUGAAACCCAAGAUGACAGGCAUCGCCUAUAAAUUAUAAAAUCGAGUUUCUAAUGUUGUUGGAUUGAAUUAGUUAACCAUGGAAAUAAUUUCUAUGUUUCUUUUAUAUUAUAAACUAGGGAAAUUUCAAUUAAUCGUUUCUGAUUUUUCAUUCUUUUUAAAAUCUUUGUAUCGAAAUUGCAAUUGUAUUGAAAACUUCAUCGAGAGGAACCUUAUAUUUUACAUCUUUUAAUGAAA
This is a messenger RNA of Gossypium arboreum, 886 nucleotides long. RefSeq names its product ethylene-responsive transcription factor ERF098-like. NCBI's taxonomy places the organism in Eukaryota, Viridiplantae, Streptophyta, Magnoliopsida, Malvales, Malvaceae. The transcript has a single exon. Gene Ontology annotation, biological process: ethylene-activated signaling pathway; regulation of DNA-templated transcription. The record is from RefSeq and is a predicted model, not a curated record. Bases 275 to 682 code for a protein of 135 amino acids. Gene Ontology annotation, molecular function: DNA binding; DNA-binding transcription factor activity.